Molecule: messenger RNA, 1341 nt
Organism: Cladocopium goreaui
Lineage: Eukaryota; Dinophyceae; Suessiales; Symbiodiniaceae
Source: the annotation of a GenBank genome assembly
AUGGCUGAUACAACUGACGAUCAUGCAGAGCCUGGUGAAGAAGCAGAAGAGGAGCCUCAAACAGAGGAUGAAGAAGAAGUUGGCACAGACCUUUACUAUGAUGCCUCGCAGAUGCAGCAGGCCAUUAUGACAGUCCUGAAUGCCAGUUCCGGAUCCCGUCCAACCGGAACGACUAUGCCUGUGGUGACUUCCAUCAGGGGAGUUUUCCAACGGCUCCACCGCUAUGCAAGAAAUCGAGGACGAGAACAUAUGUCCGAGAUCUACCAAAGGUGGCCUGAAAUCUUGAGUGCCUUGCAGCAUGCCUACGAUGGUUGCACUUUCAAGGGCCAGGCAGAGAUUCAGCUCCGAUUCAGGAGAUUUCUGCACGAAUGUAUCUUCACGGGUGGUAAGGACCAGAGCGCCUGGGAAGAUGCACUGCAGAGUCAGGCUGUGAGCAUUGAAAAACCAGAAGCUGAAGGCUUCACUUGGAGUCCAAUACUCACCUUCGCAGCGACAGUGGAGAACCAAUAUACUCUGGCAGCUGUGAACCGCAACUUUUCCGUGGCUUUACGUUCCGCAGUGGUGUGGGAGGGCCAUGAUGUGACCUUUGCUGAGUCGCACUUCGUGGGUUUGACCAAGCGCGGCUGGUGCACUGCUUUGGCUCUGAUGUCGUGCCUGCAACGGGCCAGGAGCCUUCGCUUGACGAGUUUUCGUAACAGCGCGUUGCGAAUCUCUGCAUCCUCGGUCUUGGAGAAAGCCUCCGCAGAGCUUUGUCCGCAGGUGAUGGUCUUGCCAUGCAGCUUUUGUGAGGAGCAUUGUGGUGAGCAAAUCGAUCUCCCCUCGCCUCGGCGUUUACGAGCAGUCAGGCGGCCCGGUGCAAAGAACAAGGGCGGUGGCUUGCUGUUGGGCACCGGGCCUUUACCCAGAGAUGCAGAGAACCUGCGAAGCUUUGCUGUGCGUUUGGAGGUCUUGUCUCCGGGUGAACGUCUGGACAUCGGUGUGACGGCGCAGGCGCCCUGCGCGCAUUUCGCAUCUGAUGCCGUGGUGGGCCUACGACGGCCCCAGGUCACAUUCGCAGAGGACCUACUGAGCAGCUGGGUGGUUGAAUCUUCCGGACUGUUGGUUGGCAGCCAUGCAGGCUUGCGCAUUCGAGAUGAGCGCUGGAACGCCCGCAGCCUUUGCGCCGGACUGGGCUUCAAUUUUUCUUGCGCAUUCGGUUAUCCUCGGGUAAUUUGUUACGCAGCCUUUGCGACCAUGCUUGCUGUCACCCGUAGCGGCGAGAUGCGUUUGUCCGUGAACGGCGAGGAGCUGGCCAUGUGGCGGGCGCAAAUUCCCUGCGAGCACCUGGGUGAGACAAAUUGA